Messenger RNA from Penicillium subrubescens, 324 nucleotides. RefSeq lists its product as uncharacterized. Gene Ontology annotation, molecular function: protein-arginine deiminase activity; calcium ion binding. Gene Ontology annotation, cellular component: cytoplasm. NCBI's taxonomy places the organism in Eukaryota, Fungi, Ascomycota, Eurotiomycetes, Eurotiales, Aspergillaceae. The transcript is spliced from 2 exons. Bases 1 to 324 code for a protein of 107 amino acids. The record is from RefSeq and is a predicted model, not a curated record.
AUGCUUCUGGCCACCCUACUGCUCGUCCCUGGGUAUAUCGCUCCGCUCGAGACAAUCCCGAUCAAUGUCUCAGAUGAAUGUCUCACCAGUGGCUGCGGGGAUACCCGAGCCUUCAGCUUCAAGGCUCCCUCUGAAGUGAACCUGGAUGAACAAGAGCUGAACAGUACAAUCAGUGAGAUACUGGCCAACGAAAACUUUACCACCAUCAAUAUCUAUGCACAGCAGCAUAUCAAUGCGAACCUACAUGCUCUUCUCUCCGAAAUCACACUUGGUCCCAAGGAGGUCAUCUAUGUACCAACGUUGUUUCCGCAAUACGAGCAAUAA